GUUGUUCGGCGACAUUUAAAGUGAAUUAACGCUUUUCUGUGGUGUAUCCACGCACGCAACGCAAAGACGCGUCAGUAAGUUGCGCGCGCGUUUCGCAAGUCUUUCACAGUCUACCUAAUUUUUCGUACGUUUCAAAUACUUGUAGUGUCAGCGUUGUCGCAUAGAACGUGCGCGAUUUUGAUUGUGUAGAACUUCAAAAAAAAAAAAAACACAAAAACAACAAUUAUUUAUACUGAAAGCAACAAUUUUUUCGAAAGCGUUUUUGAGUGAAAUAUCAAAAAAGUGUAUACAAAACGGAAACUCUAACCACACGCCUUGAGGAAGCGUAGCGCUUGGAUAAUUCUGUGUCUACUGCGAGCAAAGCGCCUAGUGAAAAAUGCGCAGAGCUAUUUUUUGAAUUCCAAGUACAAUGGCCGAUUACUUCGAGGAUAUGGGACAUGAACCCACUGGAGCCGAGGGUCCUAAUGAUUUUGCCAAACACUACAAGCGCCUACAAGUUUUGGCCAUUAUGAACGGCAUUGAUAUGGAAAUCGAGGUGCCCGAGGCAUCUAAGCGCGCUAUCGCUGCGUUGCCUGAGCAUGUGAUUGUCGAGGCAGAUGUGAAGCAAGAGCUGGAAUGUGCUGUUUGCAAGCAGCCGGCGGAGAUCGAUGAGAAAUAUAAAGUUUUGCCGUGCAAGCAUGAGUUUCACGAAGAAUGUGUGCUGCUGUGGUUGAAAAAGGCAAACUCGUGCCCAAUGUGCCGCUAUGAGUUGGAAACAGAUGACCCAGUGUACGAGGAGUUGCGCGAAUUUCGCCAAGACGAGUCGAACCGUCGCGAACGUCAAAAUUAUAUGAUGGAUUCGAUGUUUUCUUGAAUAAAAUCAUUAUAAAUUCUUUAAUAGACGAUGAUUAAGGUUGUGGUGGUGGGGAGCGGUAUUAGCUGCAAUUUUUUCGGAGAGAAUUAAUAAAUUUUAUUUGAAUGCCAUAAA
Messenger RNA from Bactrocera tryoni, 967 nucleotides. Its product is annotated as E3 ubiquitin-protein ligase RNF181 homolog. Gene Ontology annotation, biological process: protein ubiquitination. The coding region runs from base 410 to 853 and encodes 147 amino acids. Gene Ontology annotation, cellular component: cytoplasm. Gene Ontology annotation, molecular function: ubiquitin protein ligase activity. The record is from RefSeq and is a predicted model, not a curated record. NCBI's taxonomy places the organism in Eukaryota, Metazoa, Arthropoda, Insecta, Diptera, Tephritidae. The transcript is spliced from 3 exons.